Molecule: messenger RNA, 2004 nt
Organism: Malassezia restricta
Lineage: Eukaryota; Fungi; Basidiomycota; Malasseziomycetes; Malasseziales; Malasseziaceae
Source: the annotation of a RefSeq genome assembly
AUGUUUUUCCUUCUAUUUUCACUUCCUUGUCUAGGUGGUAUGACUUCUGGUCUACUAGGACGAAAAAUUGGUGUUACUGGUGCUCAUAUUAUUACUACUUCAGCAGUAAUGAUUUCUGCUAUUCUAUCUAUUAUUGCAUUUUAUGAAGUAGUACUAUGUCACUCACCAGUUACUAUCCAUCUAGGAGAUUGGGUACAUUCUGAAAUUCUUACAGUAUCAUGGUCUUUCACAUUUGAUACUCUAUCAAUGUCUAUCAUUACUACUGUUCUUAUUAUUUCUUCUCUAGUACACCUUUACUCUAUUGAUUAUAUGAGCAGUGAUCCUCAUAACCAACGAUUCUUCUGUUAUCUUAGUCUAUUUACUUUCUUCAUGGUUCUUCUUGUUGCAGGUGAUAAUUACUUUGUACUUUUUGUUGGAUGGGAAUUUAUUGCUGUAUGUUCAUAUCUACUUAUUAAUUUCUGGUUUACUGUAAUUGAAGCUAACAAAUCUGCAAUGCAAUCAUUUAUUGUAAAUCGUGUAGGUGAUAUGGCACUAUCUAUUUCAUUCCUUGGAAUUGUAUGUCUAUUUGGUAAUGUAGAUUUCUCUACAGUAUUUUCACUAGCUCCAAUGAUGAACGAAAGUGCUCUUACUAUUAUUGGUCUUCUACUACUAUUUGGUGGUAUGGGAAAAAGUGCACAAAUUGGACUUAAUACAUGGCUUCCUACUGCUAUGGCUGGUCCUACUCCUGUUUCAUCACUUAUUCACUCAGCUACUCUAGUUUCGGCGGGUGUUUAUGUACUUCUUCGAUCUAGUCCUCUUCUUGAAUAUUCAUCUACAGCUCUUAUUGCUAUUACUUGGAUUGGAUCUAUUACAGCAUUCUUUGCUGCUUCUACUGGUCUUCUACAAAAUGAUCUUAAACGAGUUAUUGCUUACUCAACUUGUUCACAAAUGGGUUAUCUUUUCCUAGCAUGUGGACUUUCACAGUACAAUACUGCACUAUUCCAUCUUGUUAACCACGCUUUCUUUAAAGCUCUUCUAUUCCUUUCUGCAGGUGCUGUUCUUCAUGCUACAUUCGAUCAACAAGAUCAACGACGACUUGGUGGAUUCCUUCCUCUUCUACCAUUCUCUUACACUUCUAUUCUUGUUGGUUCUCUUAGUCUUAUGGCUGUUCCAUUUAUGACAGGAUUCUAUUCUAAAGAUCUUAUCCUUGAACUUGCAUGUUCACAAUAUGUAUUCCAUGGAUCUAUUGCAUACUGGCUUGGUUCUAUUUCUGCAGGUCUUACUGCAUUCUAUAGUUUCCGACUUGUUGCUAUGACAUUCCUUACAUAUCCAAAUUCUCCAAAGAAAAUUUAUGAAUCUGCACAUGAUGCUGCUAUCUUUGCUAUGAUUCCUAUGUCAGUUCUAGCUAUCCUAGCUAUCUUCUUUGGAUAUGUUGCACGAGAUCUAUUUGUGGGUAUGGGUACUGAUUUUGCUAAUAAUUCACUAUUCACACAUCCUUCUCACAUUUCUCUUAUUGAGGCUGAAGUUCUUCCAACUACAUACAAACUUCUACCUACUUUCAUUACAUUUGCAAGUGCAUCUCUUGCAUUCUAUCUAUAUCAUUAUGCCACUCCAUUCCUUGUAGCUACAACUAAAACUUCUCUUGGAUACAAUCUUUAUAAUUUCUUCAAUGGUAAAUAUUACAUUGAAGUUCUAUAUAAUACUUAUGUAAUUCCAGCAUCACUUGGUAUUGGAUAUAUUGUAUCUAAACAACUAGAUCGAGGUAUUGUUGAAAUGCUAUUUGGAUAUGGUCUAGCAUCAGGUCUACGAAGUUCUAGUGAGAAAGUUGCUACUCUAGAUAAUGGUACACUUCCAUCAUAUGCUAUUUACUUUGCAUUUGCUCUAGUUACUCUUACUCUACUACUUCUUUGUCCUCUUGCUAGUCUUCUUCCUAUUUCAUCUUCUGAUAUUCUUACUCAAAUUCAUACAUUUAUUGAUAUUCGACUUAUUGUUGUUCUUAUUUUCUCUAUUCUUCUAGUUGGAUAA